This is a messenger RNA of Bipolaris oryzae ATCC 44560, 1947 nucleotides long. RefSeq lists its product as uncharacterized. The record is from RefSeq and is a predicted model, not a curated record. Gene Ontology annotation, biological process: carboxylic acid metabolic process. Lineage: Eukaryota; Fungi; Ascomycota; Dothideomycetes; Pleosporales; Pleosporaceae. The coding region runs from base 1 to 1947 and encodes 648 amino acids. Gene Ontology annotation, molecular function: oxidoreductase activity, acting on the CH-OH group of donors, NAD or NADP as acceptor. The transcript is spliced from 6 exons.
AUGUCGGCCGACUACGCCCACUUGGACGACGACAAUGACAUCGCCUCACCAACACAUUCGUCCCAUACGCUCGACAACCUCGACCCGGACGGUCGCGCCUCGCUUUCACCUUCACCCUCAGGCAUCGACGCCUUCUUUGACGACGAAUACGCCGCUACUGCAGCCGCUGCAGCCGCUGCAGCCGACACAGCCGCCGACCGCCAGUCCGAGGAACCUAACCGCGCUCCGACUCUCUCCUUCAGCACUGGUUUCUUUGACCAUAUCCUCAACCCAGCCGGCCUCGACCACGGCAGAUACUCCCCGUUUGACUGGCGACCCUACCGCCCUCUACAACCAGAGAUGCCGCCUACCACCCGAGCACAUCCACAGGGGUCACCGGCUUCACAGCGACCUGACCGUCUGGCAAAUGGCUACGUAGACCUGACCAGCGCUCCAGACUCGCCCCCUCGUACAAGGAAGAGACAGUCGCCUACGCCAGGCCCCUCAGCAAAGCGGCGCAAGAGAGAAGACGGUACGGCCAAGGAGGCCAAGCAGCAGAGCGUGGAAUCUGUCACGGUGGAAGAAGUCGACUUGACUGAGAAUUCAUCAGUCCAACAGGUUCUGCAGAAGCAGCGUGAGGAUGCUGCCAAGGUACAAGCCAGGCCCGACGAGACGUUCACUACAUUCAACUCCUUCAAUUGCGUCAUCUGCAUGGACAAUCCCACCGACCUUACAGCUACAGCAUGUGGUCAUUUGUUCUGCCACACUUGCCUCAUGGAAGCUCUCAUCGCCGGUGAGAACCGUACAGGUCCCCACGAGACCAAACGUUCACAAUGUCCCGUGUGUCGAAAGACAAUCAGUCGCAAUAAGCCUUCCGAUGUCAUACCCUUGCUGCUCAAGAAAGGUCUUUUGACACAGCCCCGGAAGAAGAAGACGGCUGCACCAGCUGCGACCGCUUCACCCAAGUUUUGCAUACGAACCCCGUAUCUCAUACUAAGACAUAUACUAGCUAGCUCGGAAAAAACCACAGUGCCCACCUCGCAGGUCUACACGACGCACGAGACGGAUCUCCAGCAAUGUCGAAUGUGUGUAAACCCAAAAGGCAGGCUAAUCCAUCCGAAACUCACCUCACAAGUCGCUAUUCUUGGUGCAGGCGAUGUAGGUGCCACCAUUGCCUACUCGCUCAUCAUGGACCCGGUCGCGGGUGACAUCUUGAUAGUGGAUCCAAAAGAAGAAGUCCGUGAUGCUCAGGUACAAGACCUUUCUGACGCCACGUUUCAUGGAAAUACCACAACGCGCAUAAGAUCAGGAACACACAAAGAAGCUGGGCAGUGCGAUGUUAUAGUCAUAACCGCCGGCGCAAAGCAAAAGAAAGGUGAGAGCCGAACCGACCUCAUCGGCCGCAACAAAGCUAUUCUCGAAUCCGCUAUUAGCGAUAUGAAACCUUUUCGCCCAGAUACCGUCCUGCUUCUCGUCGCCAACCCCGUCGAUGUACUCACCUACUUCGCCCAACAAUUUUCCGGGCUUCCCAAACAGCAAGUCAUCGGCUCCGGCACUUUUCUCGAUUCAGCGCGCCUCCGUGGUAUCCUUGCCCUGAAAGCUGAGGUCGCAGCGUCCAGUAUCGAUGCUUACGUAUUGGGCGAGCACGGUGAAUCUCAAUUUGUCGCCUGGAGCCUUGCUAGCAUUGGAGAAACCAAAAACAAAGCCACAAAUAUUAUCCAAAAUAAAGGUGCGACUAAUUAUGGCAUCGGUGGUGUCACAGCCAGUAUCUGCAAGUCUAUACUUUUUGACCAGAGGAGCAUCCGGCCAGUUAGUCAUUACCAGGAUGACUUGGAUGUUUGUCUGAGUGUGCCGGCGGUUUUAGGGAGAAAGGGAAUUGUAAGGAGUGUGCCAAUGCCGUUGAGUAGCGAGGAGAAGGAGCUGUUGGAGAAGAGUGCAAGGGCGUUGCGGGAAGUUAUUGAAGCCUAG